Molecule: messenger RNA, 864 nt
Organism: Coffea eugenioides
Lineage: Eukaryota; Viridiplantae; Streptophyta; Magnoliopsida; Gentianales; Rubiaceae
Exons: 1
Molecular function (GO): nucleic acid binding; RNA-DNA hybrid ribonuclease activity
Source: RefSeq, a predicted model, not a curated record
AUGCCAACUGGACGUCUUGCUAAAUGGCAAAUAAUUCUGUCAGAAUUUGAUAUUGUUUUCACUUCGCAAAAGGCCGUCAAGGGACAAGCUAUAGCCGAUCAUUUGGCAGAAAAUCUAAAGGAUGAUGAUUAUCAACCGCUCCAUACCUAUUUCCCUAAUGAAAAGGUUUUAUUUAUUGGUACCAUAGAAGAUAUGAGAUUGUUUUUCGAUGGUGCAGCUAAUUCUUUUGGAGUCGGAAUAGGAGCAGUUCUUGUAUCCCCGGAAGGGAAACAUUAUCCUGGAGCCGCUAAAUUGCAAUUUGCCUGCACAAACAAUAUGGCCGAGUAUGAAGCAUGUAUUUUUGGUCUUAAAAUGGCUUUGGAAAUGGAAGUUAAAGAGUUAAUAGCUUUCAGUGAUUCAGAUUUACUCGUGCACCAAACGUUGAAACAAUGGAUAACCAAAGAUUCAAAGAUUCUGCCAUACCACUCUAAUUUGCUCAAAUUGGCUAGACAAUUUCAAAGUUUGGAAUUCAGACAUCUCCCACGAACCCGGAAUGUAUUUGCUGAUGCCUUGGCCACCUUAUCUUCUGUGAUACAAUAUCCGGACGAAUUAGAAAUUGAGCCUAUUCGGAUUCAACUCCAAGACAAGCCUGCUCAUUGUUGGGUCAUAGACAAAUCUUCUGGCAAUAGCCCUUGGUACAAUGAUAUUAAGGAGUUCAUCAGAACCGGGUCUUACCCUCCAGAAGCUACUGCAAAUGACAAGGGUUUCCUGCACAGAAUGGCCUCGAAGUUCUUCCUAAAUGGAGAGGUAUUAUACAAAAGAACCUCAGAUUUGAACCUCUUAAGAUGCAUCGAUGAAGAUGAAGCUCAAUACAUGAUGAAAGAG